AUAUGUCAGAGGAUAUGGUUAAAACUAUCCAAGUCUUACUUCAAGAGGAGAAGGAUGAGGAUAGGAAGAAUAUCUGAGGUUAUAAAAUUGAUUCAUGUUUUAUCAACCAUCCUGAGCAAGAACCAAGGAUUCCUUGCUUCUUUUCACACAGUAAGGAUGAAACUAGGAGGAAGCCCUUCAAUAAGGGUCGUAUCUGAUACCUCAAUGAGAUGUGCAACAAUUUGAAAGAUGGAGAAUGUGGCCAAGGAAAUGAAUGAAAAUACUGCCAUUCAGAGUUAGAGUAUCUGUACCACCCUGUGCAAUAUAAAACCCAGAUGUGCCAGAAAGGGUCUCAUCCUUUCCCGGAUUUCUGCCCUCACGCUCACACUGAAGAGGAUAUUCGACUUGUAGAGGGGUAUUUCCAGUGGUUACAAAUUCCAAGCCAAAAUUUGAGAGAAGAGCAAAAUAAAGCAGAGGAUCUAGAACAAGAGAGUGAAGAGAAGCCGCUUGAUAAAGUUGAUGAUCUUCCUACCAAACUGCCUGGGAAACGCAAAGGAGGCAAGAUGAAGAAGUCUGUCUCAAUGAAUGUAGCUGGGCCUGGUGGCAUGGAAGCAGCAUUUCCUCUAACCAAGAAGAAAAAGCAAGGACGAAACCGGAAGAAAAGUAACAAGAGUAAAAAGUCUGUUGAUGGAAAGAUGGUCGAUGCCUUGUGAUUUCUCGAUCUCAAAACUUUUAAGGUAAAGCAGUGCACAGCUGGUACUAAUCAUAACCCAAAGAAAUGUCUCAAUUAUCAUGACUUUAAGAGAGAUAGACGAAGACCUAUAGGCACUUACUCUAGUGAGCAAUGUAAGAAUGUUUCUAAAGGAGGAGAAUGAAGAUAUGGAGAUAAUUGUAAAAGAGCUCAUAAUAGAGUCGAAGAGUUUUACCAUCCUGAGAAAUAUAAAGUCAAAUUUUGCUCAAAGUAUCCGAACGACCUUGAUUCUUGCGAAUAUGGGCAAUUCUGCUCUUUUGCACAUCAUCCUGAGGAGAUCAAGGUUGAUUUGAUAGAUGAAAUGGAGCGAGAUGAGGAUUUCUAUAUGUUCCAUUUUAAGACUGUAUGGUGACCAUAUACGGAGAAAAAGCAUGCUAGGGAUGAAUGCGUAUAUGCUCAUAAUUGGCAGGAUUUUAGAAGAAAACCUCAAUUAUUCCCUUACUCACAUGAGCAAUGUCCUCAAUGGCAUUCAAGAACAUUUAUCCAAGUUUAUGGAGAUGGCUGUAAAAAUGAAUUUUUGUGUCCCUACAGUCAUGGUUGGAAAGAGCAAGAAUAUCAUCCUAAAUAACUAUAAAAUGAAUGCUUGUAGAAAUGAUUCAAACUGCAAUAAACCCCAUUGACCAUACUUCCACUCUGAUGCACAAAAGAGAGCCCAAAUACCCGAUGGGUUCAAGUUAAUGCCUAAAAAUAGAGGCACAGUGUUUCAGAAUAAUGAAUAUUUAGCAGAGUAUAUCCAAAAUCAGGCUCCUUUGGUGUUGCCUCAUAGAAGCAAAAUUUAUCAUCCAUCGACUGCCCCAUUCGUGAAUUCUGAUGUAUUUAUGAAACAGCCUUAUUACAUAAUCCAUGCUUCUCUAGGAUUCAAAGAUCAAUCACAGUUUUCAUAUUACCUGACAGGACAUGCAGAGGAUCAGCAAGAGCAUAAACAAAAAGGUUCUGUGGCUUCCUCAAAAGGGAAGAUUCCUAGGACAUUUUCUCAUAAUUCUCAUAUGAACGUGGGUUCUAGCGUACCUUUCUACCCAGGAAAAGGGAAGGUAAUUUCAAAGCCAAUGAUGCAUCAGAUUCAAUCUUACAAAGAUAUUAGAAGCAGGUUCCCAACCAGCGCAUCACAUGGGAUGCUAGUGGGGAUGGGAGAGAACCCUCAUAAUGUUUAUUCACAACCUCCAGGACUCGAGAACUCAAUCCCUUCUCAGAAUAACAUCUACAGACCCCAUCGAGAAGAUAUGAGCGAGAACUGGAACAGAAACAUGUACCCACAAGAUGGGAAUUAUGCCAAUCAGAAGUACAUGCAGUGGCAAAAUAGUGGGUCCCAGAUGAUCCCAUCUGCUCUCCAAGCUCAAGUCCCUAUGAAAAAGAAAGCUGGAAAUAUGAAAGGCUCUGUAUCUACUGAAUUUAACUAUAAUUUCGGUGAAAAACUAACGAAUGACAAUGAAGAGAAAGUCCCAUUUGGACUAUUUGAAAACAAGAGCGACUCUGACGAGGAGAACCACAACCAUAAAUUUUAUGAGAAAAUCUCAGAGUCAAUGGGUGGGCUUAGGCAUCCGAACCAACUUAAAAAUCAAGCAUUCUCAACUGGUAUUGAGCCAAUAAGGAAAUACACAGGCCAGUCUUUGGGAAAUGUGAAGGAAAGUGAGGAAGCUAAAGAGUAGAACCGCUUCCAUAAGAUUAGAAUACAAUUGACGUUACUUAUUCCGAAACUAAUAUCAAAUUUACUCAGACAUU
Messenger RNA from Moneuplotes crassus, 2449 nucleotides. NCBI's taxonomy places the organism in Eukaryota, Ciliophora, Spirotrichea, Euplotida, Euplotidae. The record is from the annotation of a GenBank genome assembly.